Molecule: messenger RNA, 2136 nt
Organism: Talaromyces amestolkiae
Lineage: Eukaryota; Fungi; Ascomycota; Eurotiomycetes; Eurotiales; Trichocomaceae
Exons: 7
Coding region: 1-2136 (711 amino acids)
Biological process (GO): regulation of DNA-templated transcription
Cellular component (GO): nucleus
Molecular function (GO): zinc ion binding; DNA-binding transcription factor activity, RNA polymerase II-specific; transcription cis-regulatory region binding
Source: RefSeq, a predicted model, not a curated record
AUGUCCGAAAGAGCUCCGAACAUGGUCUUCCGACCGGAAAAUAUUCCGAUCCGCUUCUUCAAAUCAUGCCGGUGGUGUCGAAGACAAAAGAUGCGCUGUGAUGCGCGCGAUCAAGUCCCUUGCUUUCGCUGUCGAUCUGCUGGCCGAAAUUGUAUUCUUGAUCCUAUUGAUAGUGAGCCACGUCGGAGUAGACGUCGGCAGAAAAGUGCAACUCCGGCACGAAGCCGAUUGGCAGGCUCACCAUUAGACCAGCGAGCUGGAUACCAUACUCCUGCCACUACUGAACAAGAUUUCUCUUCCCUGGUCACAUCGCGAGAUGCUGGUUUCGAUACCUCCAUUGAUUCACUACCAAAUUCGGUGGAUUUAAGUAGCUUGCGGUCUCAGAAUGCAGAAUCAAGCGGGCACAAGUCUCAGCAGUUGAGUCCUAAUGAGAUGAUUGCGCCGGUGUCUGCGGUGCAUUCCAUGUCUGUGAACUUGUUGGGCUCCGACAACAUAUUCAUGGAUUCGUCGACGAAAGGUGACCCCAAAGGUGAUAUAAUUGCGCGUGGCAUCGUUAGUGAGGAGAAUGCACGUGUCAUUUAUGAACGAUUCUUUAUUGGAAGCAAAAACUUCCUUGGCCUAUUUGAUCCAAUCCGAGACACAUUCGACUCUAUUCGCUCACGCUCUUUGUUUUGUUUCACGGUAAUCAUCUACCUCGCUAGCCGUGCUGUGGUUGAUUUACGCAGUAAUACACACAUGCAGCGAGUUCUCCAAGAUGAGGCACAGCGCCUAGCCGAAGAUAGCUUUUUUGAACGGCCGACAAAGCUAGAGACUGUGCAGGGGAUGAUUUUACUGGCUGCUUAUUCGGAAAAAACCUGGUUCUCAAUUGCACUCAUUCUACGCACUGCUCUAGACUCUGGACUGGAAAAGUCGUUGGACACUUUGUUGUCGCAGGAGAAAGUCCCUCGAAGCUCGCUUUCAGCUACCAUGGCAGACCGUCAACUAGUAUGGCAAACCAGGACUUGGCUAAUCAGCUUUACGUUGGAACUGGAUGUGGCUUCUGGUACUGGACGCAAAUCUCGUAUUGCCGAAGUAGAUGUCACGAAGCUUCGCGCUUUUCUUGAUUAUCCGCUUUCCUUGCCGGCUGACAUGCGUACGGUGAGUAUUAUUGAGUUGCAUCAAUUACGAGGUCAUUCUCGGGUGAUUAUUGAAAACGCGGCGACAAUUCCAGACAUUAUCUCCAAGGAGCUCCCGGCCAUCAUGUCAAGACUUCAAAACUGGUGGACAACGUGGGACGAAAUUCACGAACAGAAUGGUUUCCAUGCAGGAGCCUUCCAACGCAGCAGUCUCAAACUGAUGCUUCACUAUGCCAGAAUAUUUGUGUUUUGUAUUUCGCUAGCGCGCAUUCAGAGACUACAGCCGACAUACGCCAACUCGAACCCAGACACUAUCGACGAAAACGUCAUGAAUCUAUGGCAAUCACUUGUUACCACAAUCAUGGACCAAUUGGCAUACCUUAUCAAUGAGUCGUCCUAUCGGUACCAACUGACGUGGGCACCUACAUACCCAGCUCUAACGAUUGCCUUUGUUACGACAUUUGCUCUUCGAGUCGCGCGAUGGUGUCCAAGCCUGAUAGAUCAAUCCCUACUCCUCGACAGAGCGGAAAAAAUAUGCGACUUCCUAAGACAGCCACCAUAUCCAGACAUUCACCGCACCGUGUCAAUCUUCGUAAAUUAUGCACGUGCUCUAAUAUCCAGCCAGCGCCGACAAGAAAACAACGACAACGCAGACAUGCCCGAACAACAGAGCGGCGACGACGGAUCGUCGUCUACUUCAUACCGGGACACGGCGGACAAUGCCAAUAGUCUCAUAGUAAAUCAUCCUCCGCCGGUAGAGGUGGGUUCGAUGACACAUGAUAGUGAAAGUGGCAAUCGCGGGCCGACGCUGCAGAGCACUACCGCCAUCAAGGAUACGAGUUUGUUACCAACACUGAGUAAUGAUGUUCCCAGACCGCCUCUUUCUCGUCUCCCGGAGAUGAUGGAGGUUCCUAAUUGGGCUACGAUGUCCAAUUCCAUUGCGGAUUCAUUUGGCCUGUUUGAGGAGGGCCAGAAUGAUAUCUUUGAUUUUCUACAUACCAUGCCAUCUAUACCACAGUAA